Malaclemys terrapin pileata is the source of this 2750-nucleotide messenger RNA. It is a transcript of the gene DRC1, whose product is annotated as dynein regulatory complex subunit 1. The record is from RefSeq and is a predicted model, not a curated record. The coding region runs from base 1 to 2619 and encodes 872 amino acids. Gene Ontology annotation, biological process: regulation of cilium movement; cilium-dependent cell motility; axonemal dynein complex assembly. Lineage: Eukaryota; Metazoa; Chordata; Testudines; Emydidae. The transcript has 18 exons. Gene Ontology annotation, cellular component: axonemal dynein complex; axoneme.
AUGGAUACGCCGGAACCCGAAACCCAACUGUUUGUGAGACACCCCGAUGAGCGUGGUGGCCUCUUGUCGUCCACCCCCCUGGAGGAGGAAGGUGAACACAGCUCAGGGGAGUCACUGGAGGACAAGGUGAAUGGAAAAGACGUCGCUCAGACGGAGGGGCUGCAGAAGGGCCUGUCCAGGAACUCGGAGGAGCAGAAGGAGCGGAUCAGGGCCCGGAGCCUCUGCAUCGCAGCCUGGCUGGAGGCCAAGCGCCCUUUGCCAUGGACCCUAGGGGCGGGGCCGGGGCGCGAGGGUUUGCGGGGGGCGGAGCCCAAACGCAGGGGGCGGGGCCGAGGCCGAGCAGGUUCGCAGGGGGCGGGGCUGGAGCCGAAGGGUUUGCGGGGGGCGGGGCCUGAGCGUCAGUUAGCAGGGGGCGGAGCCCGAGCGCACGCCCCGCCGGAGCUCGCGCUCCGCCCCCGACGCCGCGCGCCGCGUUGCUUAGCGACGCUGGGCGAGGGGGGGCCCGAGGGGCCGGGGGAGCUGCGGCGCCCGUCGCUGAGCUCGGAGGAGCGGAUCGCGGCCCGGCGCCUCCGCAUCGCGGCCCGGCUGGAGGCCAAGCGCCGGGAGGCCCUCGGAGAAGAUCCAGAUGCGAAGAAGGCUGAGGAAGAAGAGCUGAGCCGGAGCCACCAGCAGAUAGAAGAAAGCAGACAGAGGCUAGCUAAGCUGCUCAAUGACGGCACGCAGCUAGUGACCAAUAUCCAGGUGGCUGCAGACGCAAGGGAGACCCAGAGGAGGGCUGAGGAGGACGAACUUAAGCGACAGAGGCUCGAGAAACUGGAGAAUGAAUCCAAGACUAAUCAGGACAAGUUUGAAGAGAUCACCUCGAAAUGGGGCGUGGCCAAAGAGAAAACCAUCCCGCAGGACCUGUGGGACGUGCUCAACCUGCAGCAGCAGCAGUGUGCUCUGCUCAUCGAAGAGAAGAACAAGCUCAUCAGCGAACUGCAGCAGGAGCUGAAAAGCAAAGAUGACUGGUAUGUGAAGGAUCUCAAGAAGCAGUCAGACGACAUUAACCUGCUGGUGGAGAGAAUGGAGGAGCAGAUCAGAAACCUAAUGAAAACUUACCGUCGGGACCUCACGCAGAUUGAGGAAGCUUUCGAGCUGGAACGGCGAGAGCUGCUGAGCAGCAACAAGAAGAAAUGGGAGCAAGCCAUGCAGGCCCACAACGCGCAGGAGCUGGCGAACCUGAUCACCCGCAUGCAGAAAGUGGAGGAGUACGAGAAGCAGCUGAACCAGCUGCGGGUGCAGGAUGCCGAGGAGUACACUACCAUCAAAAUCCAGCUGGAGAACGACGUACAGAUCCUGGAGCAGCAGCUGCAGCAAAUGAAAGCCAUUUACCAGCUGAACCAGGAGAAGCUGGAAUACAACUUCCAGGUGCUAAAGAAACGGGAUGAGGAAAACACCAUCAUAAAAUCCCAGCAGAAAAGGAAACUCAACCGGCUGCAUGACGUGCUCAAUGCCUUGAGAAUGAAACUGGCCAAACAGAUAAAGCAAUUCCAGGAGGAGAACCAGACCCUGACGGCCGACUACAAGCGCAUCGUGGAGCAGUACAAGGAUCUGCAGAGAACGAUGAGACACUUUGCCGUCAUCGAUGCCCAGAAGUUCCUGGAGCUCUGGCUGAUGAACGAGGAGGAAGCCAAAGGGCUGGCGUGGAAAGCUCUCGAGGCCGAUCGCGUCAUUCACACCCAGCAGCUGGGGCUCCCCUGGGUGGAGCAUGACUCCUGGUUCCUGGACAACGUGGGCCCCAUCGUGCACCGCAAGGCAAUCAGAUCUGCCAGCAAGCUGGCCCAGGAGGUGAUGGCAUUAACAGAAAGCAGCCAGCAGGAAGAGGAGGAGGAGGCUGUGGAGGGAGGAAGAAAAGAGGCAGAGGCGGAGGCUGGAGAGGAAGUUAAACCUCCCCGGCACAUCUCGGUGAAGUCUGUGAAAUACAUCCUGGAGCUCCUGUGUGACGAGUCGGGCUUCCUGAUAGAGACCAAACUGCUGGGACUCCUGCAGCCUCUGGAGAGGCACGAGCGCUCCCUGAUGAGGCUGGAUGCAAUCUUUGCGGUUGGUUGGGCGUCUCGCACAAAGCACAUGGGUAGGGGCGCUGCAGGAACACACCCCAGAACCAGCAGGGUGUGCUGGGGAAGGAAUUCAGCAGACAACGAGGGAUCGGCCGCCCUGAAGGAGGAAGGCACGGCCCAUCAGAGCUCGGCGGCAUCACCGUCCUCUUUGCUCUUCCAUCCCGAUGACGUCCUCAAGGCCCUCAAAGCAUUUGUCCGGGACUUCCAGAAGCCGAGGGACAAGCGGCCGCAGGUGAAGAAGGUGAUGGAGGAACGGGACAACUCCAAGGACUCUGAGUAUUGGGAGGCCCUGGCUCACGUCAUCCCAGAGCCAAAGCUGAAGAUUUGGGAUGCGCUGGAGGCAGCGUUGGAGAAAUACUACUCCGUGCUGAGCCAGCGGGCGAAGAUGCUCACGGAUCUUGACGGGCUCCAGCAGCAGAACACGGAGCUGCACAUGCUGCUGCAUCAGUACGUCACCUCCAAGGUGAACGAGGAGCUGCUGAUUCCACCCACCCACGUGAUCGAGUUGACGCCGCCGUGACCGGCAGGGGGCCGGGAGCCCCGGCAGGCAGCGGGAGGCCGUUGCCGUACGUCCCUACCCACCAGCCCUCGGUGCUGGAUCCGGGGCAUUCCCUGGAGGGCAGUGACUGGAAUAAACCCCCCUUUAAAACA